AUGACUGUUCUGUCUCUAUUUGCAAAUCCAUCAAUCGCAGAUUUGUGGCAAUUUGAUGUACUGGGAAUACAUGAACCCACUGAAAAGAAAACUAAACAAGAAAUGGCUAAUGCAGCGAAGGACUUGUUUCUUCAAACGGUUACCAUAAACAUGGAGGGGAGAUAUGAGGUUCGGUUACCAUGGAUUGAAGGACAUCCCCCGUUACCAACGAGUCACAGUGUUGCCAGAAAGCGGGUAAGAGCUAUUAUGCACAAAUUAGAGAGGGAUGGCUUAACCGAACGCUACGAUCAAGUUUUCUGCGAGUGGGAAUCCCAAGGUAUAAUCGAGCGAGUUGAAGGAGAAAAUUAUGGUCACUUUUUGCCGCAUCGACCAAUAUUGAAAGAGGGCUCUACCACCGCGAUAAGACCCGUAUUCGAUGCUUCAGCACAAGAAAAAAACAGUCCUUCUCUAAAUCAGUGCCUGGAGAAAGGGCCUAAUUUGAUUGAAUUGAUACCUUCUUUAUUACUCAGAUUUCGUGAAUUUAAAAUCGGUGUCAUUUCAGACAUAAAAAAGGCAUUCUUGCAAAUUAGUGUGCAUGAGAAGGAUCGAGACUUUUUAAGGUUUCUUUGGAUUGAUAAGGAGGAUCAAGAGUUUGUUUAUAGGCACAGACGUGUUGUGUUUGGUGUCAACUGUAGCCCGUUCUUACUUGGAAUGACAAUCGAACACCAUUUGAAAAAAUGCAUGGAUAAUCGUGGAAGCAUGGACGCUGAAUAUUCUCGGGAAACCAUUUGA
This is a messenger RNA of Anoplophora glabripennis (Asian longhorned beetle), 771 nucleotides long. RefSeq lists its product as uncharacterized. NCBI's taxonomy places the organism in Eukaryota, Metazoa, Arthropoda, Insecta, Coleoptera, Cerambycidae. The record is from RefSeq and is a predicted model, not a curated record. Bases 1 to 771 code for a protein of 256 amino acids. The transcript has a single exon.